AUGCCAAAGCCGGAAGUAGUGCCCGGCAGGCAGAGACAGGAGAGUGUCCCGCAUUGUCCCAAACGUCGAUUCUCCCAAACGGCCUCUCCGCCAUGGGAUCCUGGUCCUUCACCGCCGAUGUCCCCCAAACGUCCACGGACCACGACCUACACUCCAGAAUCGCCGACCGACAGUAUACAAGGAGAGCAGAGUAUGUCGUCCCAGGGUGGCCCUGUUCCACCCGACCCAGCGCGCCAGCCUACGAAACAAGGCAAGUUCCAUACCGAUAUAUACCUCAUGAUCGUCGACCAAGUCAUUGAGUCUGGAAAGCAGCGCGAUGGAUCGCAGUCUGAAUGGAAGGAGACAUUAAUGUCCCUGGCCUGCACUUCUCGAUUGUUGCAGGGUAUUGCUGAGGACCACAUCUACAGACAUCCCAGUUUCCGCCAAUGGAAUCCAACUAUGUUCGGUAACAACCUGGAUCACGUCGUUAAUAGGUUCCUUUUCGCACUCUGGGCCAGGCCUUCUCGCCGCGUCUCAGUCCGCAACCUGGAACUCGCGUAUUUUGCAACCUGUUCUAAUAUAGAACAAUUGAUCGACACAGUCCAAGUAUGUCCGAAUCUCAGCCACUUGACACUUGAAUGGGCGCCCCGUACGCUUCCCACAAGUCUGGAUGAACAGGCAAGAGGUGUAGCGCGGUUACUCAACUCAUGCUCAAAGAAGGUGCAUCAUUUCACUUUCGUCAAAUACGAUGAUGAGAGGCCGGGUCAGGUAAACGAGGUCAGCGGUGGCUGUUCGGAGUUUUACGAACGGUUGACUAGCUUCAUGGCAGCUGCACCAGUCAGCGACCUGAUGGCCACCCUUUUAAAUCACCGUCUCCCCGAUUUGAAGUACUUCCGCUGGGAACCACCUCUUGAUCGACAGCUGUAUCGUUUGAUAAACGGCAAGCUUCUCCCCGAGGCUAGCAAGACGUGCCCUGCUCUACGAACGUUGGAUUGGGGUAUCAGGCUGCUGAACUUGCCCUCCCUACUGAAGGCCUGCGAAGUGUGGGGGCCGACCCUUCGUUCUCUUAGAGUGCACAUCAAUGACCCCAUCCCCAACCCCAUCAGUCAAAUCCUGCCUUUGCUUCCCCGUCUAGAAGAGCUUUCUGUACGCACACUGCAUCGAAUCACGCAGUCGGAUAUUCAGGCUAUCGUACACUACGCUCGCUCAACUCCACUGCAUCUUCAGAACAUUUCCCUGACGAGCCAGACUGACCCGAUGCGCCCACCAACCCUGCCGCGCAUAGACGAUGAUCUUGCGAACCUGAUUGACGCUGUACACCCAACCCUGGUGUCCCUGCAUCUGGAAUACGAUCGCCCGGUGAAAGCAAAGUUUAUCAAGCACCUUGUAAAGGCCAAAAGGUUGCACCACUUCUACGUGGAGAUCGAGGGCCGUCCCAAGGACAGGCAUCUGCAACUGGUUUCAAGAGAGUGUCCCAGGCUGAAAGGGAUAUAUUUUCCUUCUCUUUCUUCUGCUCGAUCUUUUGUUCCUGCAACCCUCUACUGA
Fusarium coffeatum is the source of this 1524-nucleotide messenger RNA. RefSeq lists its product as uncharacterized. The record is from RefSeq and is a predicted model, not a curated record. Bases 1 to 1524 code for a protein of 507 amino acids. Lineage: Eukaryota; Fungi; Ascomycota; Sordariomycetes; Hypocreales; Nectriaceae. The transcript has a single exon.